Messenger RNA from Didymella exigua CBS 183.55, 2928 nucleotides. RefSeq names its product Serine/threonine-protein kinase atg1. Lineage: Eukaryota; Fungi; Ascomycota; Dothideomycetes; Pleosporales; Didymellaceae. Gene Ontology annotation, biological process: autophagy; autophagosome organization; protein autophosphorylation. The record is from RefSeq and is a predicted model, not a curated record. Gene Ontology annotation, cellular component: cytoplasm; autophagosome. Gene Ontology annotation, molecular function: protein serine/threonine kinase activity; ATP binding. The transcript is spliced from 3 exons. Bases 1 to 2928 code for a protein of 975 amino acids.
AUGGCAGUACCAGCAUCAAAUGCCUACGCCCCCCGCAGGUCGGCAGCGUCGCCGGCCGCAUCAGGCUCCACCGACCAGAUCAUCGGCAGCUUCAAGCGCCUGGAGCACAUCGGCAAGGGCAGCUUUGCUGAGGUCUACCGCGGCAUACAUAUCGAGAAACGAGCUUCCGUAGCCAUAAAGUCUGUCAACAUGAACAAGCUAAACAAGAAGCUCAAAGACAACCUCGUGUCCGAGAUCUCGAUCCUGCGAAGCCUUCACCACCCACAUAUUGUCUCGCUCAUCGACUGCCAGGAAACCCCAUCUCGUAUGCACAUCAUCAUGGAGUUCUGUGAACUGGGAGACCUUUCGUCGUUCAUCAAGAAACGGGCAGACCUCACGAACCACCCACAAACCCAGCGCAUGAUCGAGAAAUACCCUAAUCCACCGGUCGGCGGACUGAAUGAAGUCGUGGUGAGGCAUUUUGCGAAGCAGAUGGCCAGCGCUCUGGAAUUCCUGAGGUCCAAGAACUACAUCCACCGUGAUCUGAAGCCACAGAACCUCCUGCUGAAUCCGUCUGCCGUGUACUACUCGCAGAGCGGUACUCUCGAACGCAUGCCACUGGCUGCCGAUGCCAACUCGCUAAUUCCUGCCCUCGGCAUCGAGACGCUACCUAUGCUAAAGAUUGCUGAUUUCGGGUUUGCCAGGAUCCUUCCAACGACCUCUCUGGCCGAAACGCUGUGCGGUUCGCCUCUGUACAUGGCUCCGGAAAUCCUGCGAUACGAGAAGUAUGAUGCAAAGGCCGAUCUCUGGUCCGUAGGAACCGUUCUGUUCGAGAUGAUGUCUGCACGUCCUCCUUUUAGGGCAAACAACCACGUUGAGCUUCUCCGCAAAAUUGAAGAACGCAAGGAUCAGAUUCGAUUCCCAGAAGGUCUGGUCUCCAGCCGAGCCAUGAAGACUCUCAUCCGUGCAUUGCUGAAGCGCAAGCCUACCGAGCGCAUGUCAUACGAGAGCUUCUUUGCUGAUCCAGUCAUUCGCGAGGAGAUCCCCGGUCUCGUCGACGAAGACGUUCCGCUGAACAUGCAGGCCUCGGAGCUAGAACAACCGGUUGAGCAGCCUAGGCGCGUCCAGAAGAUGCCCGCUGACAUGGAACGGCGCGCCUCAGAUAGCCCUUAUUCACGAUCGCCCAGGGACCGAGCUGGUUCCAUGGGAACACCACCACUCCGCCCAGCUUCGCGAGCAAGCCCUAGCAACCUCUCUGGUACACCUCCUCGCGUCUCGACUACCCGCCGUGCCAGCAAUGCUCCCAUUGCACCUAUCGAGGAGCGCGCAGCUGUACCCAUACGGGAACAACGACGUCCAACUCUACCCAACGCGAUGUCAGCACCGGCACGACCGCCUAUGGUGCAGGAUCCAUCGAUGGCUAUCGGGCAUCGCCGCCGCUUUUCCAAGGAUGACCCACCUCCAGUUUCGUCGGGACUGAAGCAACAUCUGGAGCGCGAGCGUCUGCCCCAAAAGACUGAGACUGGUGUCAUGAGGGAUGCAGCCGACCGAGUUGCUCAAGACCAAGCCCUGGAUGACGGUUUCGUGUUUGUCGAGAAGCGUCGUGUGGAGAUCGACGCUCUUGCUGAUGAGAUUGCUGCAAGCCCGCAAACCCAGCGAGAUCGUAUGGUCACUCGCGAUGGUGCACUUAGGCGAAGGGCCACAACUCAAGGAUCGCCAACAUCCACGACUGGCGCGACCGUUCCCUCAAGGGCAAUAUCCAUCCAGCAGAAGACACCAGCUGUCCUCCAGCGACCUGGCUCUUACGAGCGGCGUCGUCAGUAUCGUCCCAGCUUUGAAAGCGCCACGUCUGCGCUCUCAAAGGCAAUGAACAUGGUGAAUAUUCGAGGUCUCGGUCUCUCGCCCCCGAUGAUGAAGGGCAUCUCGCCACCUCAAGGCUACGCCGCAUUUCCUGUAUACCCUACCGCACAAAGCAGCCUUCUGCUGGUAGGCGACAGCGGCAAGACAAUAGCAAAGGAUGAGGAUACGACUUCAGUCAAGAAGAUUGAAGAACUCGCGCAACUGAGCCAUGUCAUAUAUGGCUUUGCAGAGGUCAAGUAUAAGCAGCUGGUGCCCGUUGCACCGAGCGACCAGGCACUGGGAGUGGGCCCAUCUGGAAUUGCAAGGAAGCCUAGUAGCGACGUGAUCGAAGACGACGACGAGGACGAGGAUUUGACACCGGAGACCAUCUUGAUCAUCUCAGAAGAGGCCCUGGUCUUAUAUGUCAAGUCGCUUGCUAUGCUCAACAAGGCCAUGGACGUUGCUGGCAGCUACUGGAACCGACAGCGCCGCGGUGGCUCGUCUCCUGAGGCCAUGAGCCGGGCAGCCGCAAACUCCGACCGCUUAAACCGAGUCGUCUCCUGGACUCGUGACAGAUUCAACGAAUGCUGCAUCAAAUCUGAGAUCGUGGCUCGCAAGCUCAAACAGGCACAACAACAACUCCCAGAUGAUCACCCAAGCCAUCCUGCCAAUCUCUCAGCCGCGUCGGGCUCUGCGACUACUGUGGGCUCCGCCGAGAACAUACUUUUGACCACCGGCGUCACAGCCGAGAAGCUGAUGUACGAUCGAGCGCUCGAGAUGAGCAGGACUGCGGCUGUGAACGAACUUGUCAGUGCAGAUUUGCCAGGCUGCGAUCUCAACUACUGGACAGCCAUUCUCAUGCUCGAGGCAAUCUUGGAGGAGGAAGAUGAGUUGUCUAGUCGCAAGCUUGAAGGCGAAGAGAUCAAUGGGCUCGAGUCUGAGGAUCGACAGUCGAUCCAGAAACUCCUUGAGCAGAUGCAAGGACGACACCGAGCACUGAAGAAGAAGCUGGAGAACCAGAAAGCACAGAAGCGGAAUUCGAUCACAAGCGCGCCCUCGCCUUAUUCUGCCAGUCGCAGCUCGCCAUCGUCCAACGGCACUGCACGAUAA